CCCUGCAGCUGGCACCAAUGUGCCCCACUUUCCUACCCCUGUCCAACCAAUGCCUCUACUUCUUUCUGUGCUUUUGUCUUGGUUCCUUUCUUGCCCCCUCUAUGGCCAGUUAAAGCAGGGCAGGGAGAUGGGUUUCUUUUGAAGCAUCCAGGCUUGCUUCCAAUGUUGAGGCCAAAGUUCAUGUGGUUAGCACUGCCACCAUCUUGACCAUGGCUUUGCUGGGUUCUGAGGGAGUGUUUGAAGGAACUUUGGGGGGCAUUGGCACCUCCUGUCCCCUCUGGACUGUGCUCUAUGACUAUGAAGCCACAGGGGAAGAUGAGCUGAGCUUGCGGAGAGGAGAAGUGGUUGAGGUUCUCUCUAAGGAUGCCGCCGUCUCUGGAGAUGAUGGCUGGUGGGCUGGUAAAAUCCGCCACCGCCUCGGCAUCUUCCCAGCCAACUAUGUGACUUAUCAGCCAGGACGUUACCAGCACCCCCAGUUGGGUUUGUUGGAGAAGUCUGGGCAUCAAGGCCAAAACCAAGCAAUGGGUGAUGGGCAGCCUAUAGGUGGCGGAGACCAUGUAGCUUCUCUAGCAGAGAUUGACUUCCAGCAUCUGGAAUUGCAAGAGAUCAUCGGGGUUGGGGGCUUUGGUAAAGUUUACAGAGCUAUGUGGCAUGGCCAGGAAGUGGCAGUGAAAGCAGCGAGGCAAGACCCAGAUGAGGACAUCAUGGCCACUGCGGCAAGUGUGAGGCAGGAAGCAAAACUGUUUUCCAUGCUGAAGCAUCCUAACAUCAUUGAACUUCGUGGUGUAAGUUUGCAGGAGCCCAACCUCUGCCUGGUUAUGGAGUUUGCUAGGGGAGGACCCCUCAACAGGGCCUUGUCAGGUUCUUCGCCCACCAGUAGUGGGAGCCAUCGAGGUCGGCGCAUACCUCCUCAUAUACUGGUCAAUUGGGCAGUACAGAUAGCUCGCGGGAUGCUUUACUUGCAUGAAGAAGCCAUCGUUUCCAUCCUUCACAGAGACCUCAAAUCAAGCAAUAUUUUGUUACUUGAGAAGAUAGAGAAUGAUGAUAUCGAUAACAAAACUUUGAAGAUUACAGACUUUGGCUUGGCUAGAGAAUGGCACAGAACAACUAAAAUGAGUGCAGCAGGAACUUAUGCAUGGAUGGCUCCCGAGGUUAUCAAAUCAUCUAUGUUUUCUAAAGGAAGUGAUAUCUGGAGUUAUGGCGUAUUGCUGUGGGAACUACUUACAGGAGAAGUUCCUUAUCGUGGCAUUGAUGGUCUUGCUGUGGCUUACGGCGUUGCUGUCAAUAAGCUUACUUUGCCCAUUCCAUCCACCUGUCCUGAACCAUUUGCUAAACUAAUGAAAGAGUGCUGGGCACAGGAUCCUCAUAUUCGACCUUCGUUCACCUUGAUUCUUGAACAGCUUAGUGCCAUUGAAGGAGCUGUUAUGACAGAGAUGCCUCAGGAAUCUUUUCAUUCCAUGCAAGAUGACUGGAAACUGGAAAUCCAACAGAUAUUUGAUGAACUGCGGAAUAAGGAAAAAGAGCUGAGGUCACGAGAAGAAGAGUUAACUAGAGCUGCUCUUCAUCAGAAAUCUCAGGAAGAAUUGCUGAAACGGCGUGAGCAACAGCUAGCAGAACGGGAGAUUGAUGUGUUGGAGCGAGAACUAAACAUUUUGAUAUUCCAAUUAAAUCAAGAGAAGCCAAAUGUGAAGAAGAGAAAAGGAAAAUUUAAAAAAAGCCGAUUAAAACUUAAGGAUGGGCACAGAAUUAGUCUACCUUCAGAUUUUCAGCAUAAGAUAACAGUUCAAGCUUCCCCAAAUCUAGAUAAGCGAAGAAGUUUAAACAGCAACAGCUCUAGUCCACCAAGCAGUCCCCCAAUGCUUCCCCGUCUUCGAGCUAUCCAGCUGAUUUCCAAAACUGACCCCAAUACACCUAAUGGGCAAAAAAACAGUAUAUAUGUGUACCAUCAAGAAGUAGAUAUCACAAGUGAAUAUGAACUUCCCAGUGGGGUUAAGAAAAAAGUAACCUCAGAUGAAAGCAACAGAACCUGGGGAAGAAGUACAGCUUGUCAUCAGGAAGAAUUUGAAGACGUGAAGCGAAGCUUUAAAAAGAAAGGUUGUACGUGGGGGCCAAAUUCAGUUCAAACAAAAGAGCGCUCAGAUUGUAAAGAGAGAAUACGACCACUUUCAGAUGGCAGCAGUCCUUGGUCAUCACUUCUGAUGAAGAAUCAGAAAGGUGUUCCAUUAGCUUCUUUGUUUAUGGACCAAGAGCAGAGGGUUCCCUCUGAAGUUCUGGAUAUUAAGCGACCAAAGCAACUAAAACUGCCAAAUCAGGCCUACAUUGAUCUACCUCUAUGGAAGGAUGAUCAAGGACUAAAUUGUGCAGAACAGGAGAGCACAGAAGAAGGGAAUUCAGCAAGUUCUGCAAAUAGCACUCCGCAAAUGACUCCUACAAACAGCCUGGGUAGAACAUUACAGAAGAAGAAAACUGAUUCUGUUCUGUAUGGAUGUACCGUCCUUCUUGCAUCUGUAGCUCUGGGAUUUGAUAUUAGGGAGUUGAAUAGAUUGCAACCUUCAGAGGAAGUAAUGCCCAAGGAGGAAAAGAAAAAACGUGAUGGAUUGUUUCAGCGAGCUUCUAAGUUUCGCAGGAGUUCAAGCCCUGCAAGGUUGCAAUCUAAAAAAGAGGAUACACACAUUUCUUCAUUGUGUCAGUGUGCAAGUACUGUGAAUCUUUUCUCUAUGCCUUCUGUUUCCACAAAAUGCCUCCUUCAUGCUGACAGUGAAGACACAAUUGUGAGCACGCCUCCCAGUAAUGGAGACAUUCCCACUAAAUACUUCUUAACAUCAAACCCUGUGAGCAAAAGAGAACACAUAGCCAAAGCUGACCCUAGUGCUGAUUCAAAUGUGCCAUCUCCAAGUCUUCCUUUGAAACAAGAAACUGUGUCUGUAGAAAAUGUUAUUUCCUCAAAAGUAAGAGUUUGGAGUCAUAGACGAACCAUGUCAGAUGGAAAUUCGUGUCACUCCACAACUAAUGGAAUUGCUAAUGGGGUUCCAGAUACUCUACAUGCUCCAUCGCUCCAACAAAGAAACUUUCAUGCUGAUCUUGCAUCUGAAAAGCAUGGACCUGUCAAUAUUAUACCAAGACCUCGACCUUCUUCAUUAAGAAGCAGGCUGGAUCCAUGGCAGGCUGUUUCACAAAGUGUGAAGUCAAGCCCUUUUGAGAUGGAUAGUUUAGAGGGUAAUAGAAGUUCAAAGACGAACUCACUGGCAGACACUGAGGAGAGAACUAAAUCUCUUAUGCCCACUUUACUUGACAUUGAUGUAGAAGGUCAGAAUAGUGACUGUACAGUUCCUUUAUGUAGAAUGAAGAGUAAAGCUUGUCGGCCAUCAAUAUAUGAACUGGAGAGGGAAUUCUUGUCUUAAGUGCCUUGGAUUUUUUAAAAUUCCAUUUUUAAAGAGAACAUUUUUUGAAGAUUGUUGUGUGUGCAUAUGACAGCUUUAUCCUGCUUUUUUUUUUCUAAAUGCUUGUAUGGAUAAAGGUGAUAUUACAGCAGUUAAAUGAAAUAUUAAAUAUAGAAAGAAUGUUCAAGGGGAGGGCUGCUUUGGUGUUGGUGUUCAGUUACAGUAUUCAGGGAGAAUAUAUAUGUGUGUGUGUGUGUAGAAAUCAAUAGAUUUCUCACUAUUGCAAUUUACCUGCCCCUUCUACCAAAUGUGAAGUCCCCUUUCACAAUUACAAGUGAAGUUUUGCCCAUGGCUCCCCCUCCCCUCAAUUACCUGUACAAUUUACUGAAGUCCCUCUGCAGUGAGUAGGUGUUUGGCUUGUAAACUGUUUAUAAAAUAAGGACAUUGUUGUGAAAUUUGGCUUUCUCAGGGCUGCAUCCACAGUGUAGAAAUAAUCCAGUUUGACACCACUUUAACUGCCAUGGCUCAAUGCUAUGGAAUCCUGGUAAUUGUAGUUUGUUGUAGCACCAGAGGAAUCGGACAGAGAAAGAUAAAUGUCUCAUAAAACUACAGGUCCCAGAAUUUCAUAGCAUUGAGCCAUGGCAGUUAAAGUGAUGCCAAAUUAGAUUAAUAUUGCAAUGCAGAUGCAGCCCCAGACAUUGUGAAAGUGUACUGUUUCAUCUCACGGAAGCAGAAAUAGUGACAACAUUUAGUAAAUAGCAAUCUGGUAAUGAUGCAGUCCUAUUUUAGAACACAGCUAUGAUAUCGUAAGAAUUGAUUUAAUUUUAAUUUCAACAAAGCUAGGAUUUUUCCCAAAGUGAAUAGCUACUUCUAAUCUAACCUAUUCACUAAUAGGGUCACAGUGCUCAGCUGAAAUGUUUUUGACCAAGCAAUCUCCAGAGACAGGGAUUUGAUUAAAAAUAUGGAACAUCUUUCAUAUGAAUAUGUACAAUAUGUGGGUAAAUAUUUUACCCGUAAGUCCAGUUUGCUUUUUUAAAAGGGGUUAGUAUUACUAUAAUUCAGUCACAGUACUGUAUCAAAAAUCAUUGGGUGAGGUGAAGAAAUAAAAAAGGGGCAUUUUAAAAUUAGAUUUAUUUUGUCCAUUGUGUUUAAUGUCUAGUAUGAGUAGAAAUCUUGCUGGAGAACCUCAAUUAUGGAAAAUGUUCAAAUCAGAUGAAUGCUUCAGUGUGUUAAUUCUCAUUAUAUGAAUUUCUUUGUCAAAGCUAAAGCCGUAUAAAUCUAGCUUCUUGUUCAGUGUCAUUAAAUAUAGAUCAAUCGAUUUUUAUUGUAACCAUUACUCAUUGACAAAGGUGCAUUUAAAACUGAUGGUGUGAACAGUUCAAUUUAAAUCCUGUUUUGUCCAGUUUCAGUAUCCAUUCUUAAAUGAAUUCUUGGAGACAUUUUUAGAUACCAAGGCAUUAUGAAAAUGCUAUGAUUUUAAAUACAGUGUGCCCACGUUAUACGCGGGCACACUUUACACAGACUUGAGCAUACACGCUCAAUCCAUGGGGAAUGCAAGGGGUGGUGCAUGCCAUUCAAAUGAAUGGGGCGCGCGCCCAUGGCGCCCCACACACUCCCGCACCUCCGUGCACGAGCCCCAUUUAAAUGAUUGGGGCUCAAGCAUACGAGAAAUUAGCCUUAUGCGGGGUGGUCUGGAACGGAUCCCCCACGUAAGGCAAGGGCCCACUGUAUUCUGAAAGAGAAUCCCCUAAAUUGGACAUUGUUCAAAACUUUUGCUCUGUUUUUGUUUUUAAAAAAUAGAUUUGCAUAUGACACAGAAUGAAAAUGCCCAUUAAUGGAUCAUUUAUUUUAUAUAUUUGUUGACAAUGCUUUGGCCAUGAUCCAAACAACUCAGUGAAUGAGUUUCUUGAACUUAUUUAUCACAUGUGUAAGCACAGCAUGUCCACUCAUCUUUGUUUUCUGAUUCUAGCGUUUACACCAGGGUGGAAAGCAUGAGAUCCUCCAGAUGUGACUGCAAGCUCAAGCAGCCAAAUGGUGUGGAAAGUUCAGGGUUUGGGUCCAAAAAUCUUGUGCUUGCUGCAUGAUUCCCCCUCCAGGUAUAGCUACAGAGGUUCAAAGUGAAAGCAUUGUCUUUCUACAUAAAAAUUUCCUUCAGUGAAAUUUGUCUUCAGUUUCCAAAUCAUAGCAUUGUAGAGAGACAGACUGAAAAUCAUCCACACCUAGAAAAAUUAUAUUUUCUGUGUUCACAUUCCCUUGGCAAUUUUCUAUGCCUUUUUUCUUUGGAUGCCUAAAUUAUAUUUGCAAUUGCUUAAUGGAAGCUUUAAAUUGCUGCAAUGUUCAGAAUUUGGGGACUGAUAGAAAAUUUCAUUGAGGAGGCAGAAUAGAAGGGGCAGUGCUCUCAUUUUGCUUGUCACCCAUAGUCUAUACCCAUUUUCAUCCCUGAUUUAUACUGUAGAGAAUCUCACUCUACAGGGAGUUAGUUUUAAGACUAGCUUUGGAAGUGAUCAGGAACAGUGAAGGACUGUGGUGAAGAGACAGGACCAAGCAACCCAAAUGUACACAGGAAACAUCACAUACAUAGAAUCAUAGAUUGGGAAGAGACCACAAGGGUUGUCCAGUCCCAGGCCAUCCAAUCCCACCCCCCCUCUCACAUCUUCUUUUUUCAUGUUAAAUGCAAGUAAUUGAAUUGCUCAUUUGUAAACUUUCAGAGCCAGUUGUGGAAAUGCAAACCUCUGUUUCAAGGCCACAGAUUUGCAUGCUAGGUUCAGUUAAGGCAAAUGGCAAAAGGCUUGUUUGGGAUGAGAAUUCCAGUAGUACAUUCAUUUCCCCCUGAUGAUGCCUUAUAAAAGUAAUAUCACUGGGAUUUGUUUGAAGCAAUGAACAAUUUAAUCAGGAGGUUGGUACAUUUGUUCACAACAACCAAUGAUCCCACCACACUUGAGAUUUGUGGUUUAGUUGUCAUAAGCCCCUGAACAGGUAUUCCAUGGCUGGUGGAGAUAGUGGGGAUCAGAAAAGCAUCUGGCUAUGGUCAAUAGCCAAAUGCAGACUAAUGACAUCCUCUUCCAAGACCCCAUAGUACUAGAUGGUUCUCUAAUCACAUGCUCACACCCAACAGCCAUGGCCAUUCAUGGGGAUUAUAACAGCAAAGAAUGGGAAGUGAAGAGCCUUUUCAGCAUUCUACCUGCUGAACUUUGAUGCUAUCCUGGGGAAUGUCAGAUCUGUGCCAAUGUUGGCUGUGUGAUCUUUGCAUAGAAGGCUAUGUUUUAAGAGGAGUUUUUAAAAUUCAUGUUUGUCUCUCCUCACUACUGUUUAGAUCUGCUAUUUUCUAACAACACAAGUAUUGUGUGCUAAAUGCCAUAUAUUGUGCACUACAGUAAUCCACUAUCUGUCAUUUUGGUCCCUGCAGUUUCAGUUACCUAUGGAGAAUUACACUCUGAAAAUCUUCCUGUUGUAGGGUUCUGUACUAUCUGUGAUUUCAGCCAUCUGCUAGGGGUCUUGGAGUGUAUCCCUGUGGAUAAAGGGCAGGGGGACUACUAUACUUUUUCAAAUACUGUGCCUAGUGAAUUGGGACAGAGUAAUCAAAUGAGAAUUUCACUUGGUUAAUUUUUAAUAACUUACCAAGAUUUGCAUAUUUAUUCAUAAAUUCAAUGAAAAGAAAGUGAUUUUUUAAUGAAGAUAAAAGAAAGUGAAGCAGAUGGAUUCCUCCAUCUCUUGAUUUAGGUUGGAUGCAGACUUUAUUCCCAAUGGCAGAAGGGUGAGAAGAAAUUACUUUUGCUGAUUUUCUGUCCCUUUGUAACUACAUGUGCAUUUCAAAAUUUGUUCCUAUCCAUCCAGAAUAUAUUCUUGGAGAGUGCAAAUGACUGUAAGGGAGGUGGAUUUGUCAUCUGCCCUCCCCUUCUGCCAGCAGAACCCUUCAUUGAAUAAACUGCCUGUUGCGAGAGGAUAGAGCUCUUUCAUUCUCAAGAUACAAGUUUGGAUCCACCCUUUGUGAUACAAUAUUAAAUCCAUUUUGAUUAUGAUGUUCCACAUUAAUGUUUACCUGUUUCAUCUACAAUAAAGGACACUGAAAUUCCAAUAACAAGAGGAAGAGAAAUGCACUUAACUCACUUAAAUCAAGAGUUGUCUUAGGCUGCAUCUGCACUGUAGACAUAAUUCAGUUUGACACUUCUUUAACAGGCAUGGCUCAUGGCAUGGAAUUCUGGGAGAUAUUUAGCAUUCUCUGUCAGAAGUCUGGUACCACAACAAAUAACAAAUCCUAGAAUUCCAUAGCAUUGAGCUAUGGCAGUUAAAGUGGUGUCAAAUUGGUUUAUUUUUGAAGUGUGGAUGCAGACGCAGAUGUGCUUAACUUUGGAAUUUUGCAUUGGGUUUUUAUUGCUUCAUAAAACAAAUAUGCUGAAAUUGUUGUGUGUAUCUGCCUGCCAAAAUAUCUAUCUGUCUAAGCAGAAUUCCCCCAUUGAUGUAAGUAAAAAAUUAAUCUAGGUAACAACAAUAAAAUGCAAGGCAGGAAGUUCAAGUAAAUGCAAAGGCCAGAAAUGUUUUGGUUUUUUUUCCUGGAAGAAGGAAGGGAAAAACUGAAUUAUCUCCAAUAAAACAUUGAAAUAAA
Molecule: messenger RNA, 7983 nt
Organism: Sceloporus undulatus (fence lizard)
Lineage: Eukaryota; Metazoa; Chordata; Lepidosauria; Squamata; Phrynosomatidae
Gene: MAP3K21
Product: mitogen-activated protein kinase kinase kinase 21
Exons: 11
Coding region: 210-3401 (1063 amino acids)
Biological process (GO): protein phosphorylation
Molecular function (GO): JUN kinase kinase kinase activity; ATP binding; protein binding
Source: RefSeq, a predicted model, not a curated record